Cryptococcus deneoformans JEC21 is the source of this 1176-nucleotide messenger RNA. RefSeq lists its product as hypothetical. The record is from RefSeq and is a predicted model, not a curated record. Gene Ontology annotation, molecular function: sugar-phosphatase activity; beta-phosphoglucomutase activity. Bases 54 to 764 code for a protein of 236 amino acids. Lineage: Eukaryota; Fungi; Basidiomycota; Tremellomycetes; Tremellales; Cryptococcaceae. The transcript has 6 exons.
UAACAAACUAGCCCCCCCCAUCUCCUAUAUCUUGCUCGUUUCUAAUACAUAAGAUGGCCCCAAUUACCAUCAAGGCAAGAGGUAUCCUCUUCGAUCUCGACGGUACUUUGAUCAGCUCGACAACGAUAUGCGAGUCUGUAUGGCAUAAGUGGGCGGAAGUGUACCCCGUCGAUCUUACAGAGGUGUUCAAGAGUUCUCACGGUAUCAGGACCAGAGAACUGCUGCGCCACUGGCUCAACAUCACUGAUCCGGUGGAGCUUGAGACAGCCACUGAGAAGUUUGAGACCGACGUACUCAAAGAGGCCCAACGGCUUGCGUCGAUUGGUAAAGGUGGAAUUACUUUACUCCCCGGGGUUGAGAAGCUCUUACUAGCCCUCAAUGCAGCCUCUAAGGAUGCUGCGAGAUGGGCUAUUGUCACUUCUGCGACCAAUGCGUAUGCCACCAAUGCCAUCACCACUCUUUCUCUCCCCAGGACUUCUCAUCUUAUCACCGCAGAUGAGGUUUCACAAGGCAAGCCCCACCCCGAGCCAUACAUCAUGGGUGCUGCAGCCCUUGGAUUGAAGCCAACAGACUGUAUCGUCUUUGAGGAUGCCCCAUCAGGAGUGAAAGCAGGAGUUGCGAGUGGCGCACGAGUGGUUGCGGUUUGCACCAGUCACAAAAGGUCAGCUUUGGAGGGAUUAGGUGCGCAUUUGAUCGUUGAGAACCUUUCAGACAUCAAUCUUGACACUGAAGGGGACGAGGUUACUAUCAUAUUUCCCAACUAAUUAUCAUCAUACGUACAUCAAAUUUAUCUAGGGUUAUCAGUGGGAUCAUCUGAAUUACUGCUUCCAUCGUUCGGUAUGCUACAUUUUGCAUCAGUGAGCAACAAGAGCCUUGCUUUCGUCUAGUGUAUACGUAAAAGAAGAUCGGCAUGAGCAUGCUUCACCUCGGUCAUCACCGACGUGACAUUUUUGGCACCCAGGGCUCUGGCGGACUCUUUCGUUUGUAGGGCGAACAUCCAAGGGAACAGGCUGAAGGUCAUGGGCUGGACGCCCAAGUAUACCACUGAUAACUUGUUCAUUCAAGUGGAAGAGGAGGCAAGGUAUAUUUCGCAACAGCUGGAUCGAUCUUAAUUAUUGGAAAUUGAAGAUUGUAAGGAAUGGGUAAGAAUUUAGUCUCUGAUAGCCAGAACAGAUU